Molecule: messenger RNA, 2028 nt
Organism: Nasonia vitripennis (jewel wasp)
Lineage: Eukaryota; Metazoa; Arthropoda; Insecta; Hymenoptera; Pteromalidae
Exons: 1
Coding region: 1-2028 (675 amino acids)
Source: RefSeq, a predicted model, not a curated record
AUGUAUGAGCCAGAUAUAGAAUUUAGGAACCAUAAUAAUACCGUCAAUAAGCCUGCAGGAAUGUUCAAAGGUGUAACUGUGAGUCUGAACAAUAAGAUAAUAAAAGCUGAUUUAUAUGUAACUGAAUCGUCCGGGCCGCCGAUUAUAGGCAGAGCGUGGCUCAAAGCACUAGGAUUAUGGCCUCUAUUUAAAGACCUAGAUCUGCAUAUAGUUAAAAAUAAAAUUGAUGGUAAUGACAGGCUAAAUAAAAUCUUAGAAAAACAUGCUAAAUUUUUUGAAAAUUCUAAAGGAUCGUUCAAUAGGGCCAAGAUCAGGUUAGAAUUAAAGGAUGAUGCUAAACCGAUAUAUGAGUUAGCGCGAUCUGUACCUUUUGCUUUAAAGGAUAAAAUAGAAAAAGAAUUAGAUAGAUUGGUAGAAGAAAAAAUAUUGGAACCAGUAGAAAUGAGCGAAUGGGCUACCCCGAUCGUGCCGAUACUAAAACCGAAUGGAGAUGUUCGACUUUGCGGAGCUUUCAAUGUAACUAUUAACCCUUUAUUAAAAACAAUUCGCUAUGCACCACCGAAUUUCGAUCACGCUAUGGCUCGAUUAAUAACAAAAAAUAUUAAUAAUAAAAAUAAGAAGCGGUAUUCGAAAAUUGACCUAAAAGAAGCUUUUUUACAAGUUCCCGUUGAGGAAAAUUCGCAAAACUUAUUAACUAUCAAUACUCACAAGGGCUUGUUUAAAUGCCUAUAUAUGAUGUACGGUAUAUCAUCGGGACCUGGUUAUUUUCAAAAGCAAAUUGAGGAAGUUUUGAAAAAUAUAAACGGAGUCGCGGUGGUAGCAGACGACGUAGUGGUAACGGGAAGUGAUGAUGAGGAACAUUUGCGAAAUUUAGAUAUAGUAUUAACGCGUUUAGAAGAAUGCGGUUUGAAAGGACGAGUAAACAAAUGCGAAUUUUUCAAAGAUGAAGUUAAUUAUCUAGGAUAUAAGUUACGGGAUGACACUAUUACAAUAAAUGAAGAAAAGUAUAGAGCAAUAGUUGAUAUGAAAGAACCGGAAAAUCACAAAGAAUUACAGUUAUUAUUAGGUAAAAUCAAUUAUUAUGGCAGGUUAUUUAAAGAUCGUGCUAAAAUUCUAGCACCAUUAUAUAAUUGCAGUAAUUCGAGAAUUUUUGAGUGGGAUCAAAAUUGCAAAGAAGCGUUUGAAAGAGCGAAAAUAGAAUUAAAAAGUGUGCUUGUAAACUACAAUCCAUCUUUACCAUUAAAAUUAACAUGUGAUGCGUCCCCAAAAGGGCUGGGUGCGUAUAUCAACCAGCCUUAUGAAGACGGCGAUAGACCGGUAGCGUUUGCAUCAACGAGGUUGACAGCCGCGCAAGAAAAUUACUCGCAAAUUGAUAAAGAAGCAGCUGCGAUAAUAUUUGGAGUAACUAAGUUUUAUGAUUAUUUAUUCGGACGUAAAUUUCUUUUAAAAACGGAUAAUAAACCGUUAUCUAGGAUCUUUUCUCCUGAAAAGGGUAUACCAAAAAUGGCUACGAGUAGAUUGCAAAAUUGGAGUUACUUUCUAUCGGCAUUUGAUUAUGAAAUAGAGUACAUUAGUACAAGAGAUAAUAUUGUGGCUGAUACUUUAUCGAGAUUACCGAUAAAUUAUGUAGAAAGUAAUGAUGUUUUAGAAACUGAAGGCUUAUUUACGUAUUUACACUAUGUAUAUUCAACAAACAUAACAUGUUUAAAUUUCAAAGCAGUAGCACGCGAAACUGCUAAAAACGAGACUCUAUCCAUCGUGAAGCGGAUGGUAAUAGAAGGAUGGCCUGACUGUAGUCUUAAAAGUUGGCCCAAUGAGUUGCAACCAUAUGCACUGCGUAAAGACGAAAUUCACGUCGAAAAAGAAUGUUUAAUGUGGGGACAGAGAGUUAUCGUUCCACCUAAAUUAAGAGAAAAGGUAAUCGAAAAAUUGCACGAAAGUCACUUUGGGAUAGUUAAAAUGAAGAGUUUGGCAAGGUCGGUGGUUUGGUGGCCUAAUAUAGACAAAAAUUUAGAAGAUAAAUCUUAA